Selaginella moellendorffii is the source of this 1950-nucleotide messenger RNA. RefSeq lists its product as uncharacterized. Bases 172 to 1305 code for a protein of 377 amino acids. The transcript is spliced from 2 exons. Gene Ontology annotation, biological process: negative regulation of DNA-templated transcription. NCBI's taxonomy places the organism in Eukaryota, Viridiplantae, Streptophyta, Lycopodiopsida, Selaginellales, Selaginellaceae. The record is from RefSeq and is a predicted model, not a curated record.
UGUGCGCGUAGCUAGGGCUCUUCCUUCCCUGCGCGGCUCGCUCACUGACGCCUUGUCUGUGAUCGCGGCGUGUUCGCUUGCUCAGGGAGGAUGGAUUUGCGGAAGAAUCUUUGCUAGAACACUGGCUGUGCUCGCUUUGAUCGUCUCGUUGCGCUUGGCGUGUAGCAAUCAAUGAGGCGGCUAAGGCUGGCUUUGCAGCGAUUGCGCGCUUUCCGGCUAACAAGGAAGUGUUUCUCGCUCGGUUAUCUCAAAUCUAGGUACAGGGCUAGGAGGGAUUCCUCCAAUUCCAGGAGCUCGCCGCCUAGCAAGCCGCUCUCCAUGGCGAAAUACGAGAAAUCGCGACCGGCAUUCAUCGGCAACAAGCAGCAUUGCGGCAAAUCGGCGGGGCUGGAUCAGCUCCUCCUCCUGGCUUGCAAUCCCUGCGCGGUUAGCACCGCCGGGAUGGUCGUCGACAGCUACAAGUUCCAAAUCCAGGGCAAGAGGAAGAUCUCGGCCAAGAGCGCUAAGAACAAGGCCGAGAGCGACGAAAUUUGGGAGAAAGAGAAGUCCUGGAACAUCGUCACGCAGGUCGGUGACGAUUUCGUCACCAAGAAGGUGAUCUUGAAGAAGAAGAGCAAGAAGAAGCUCGCGAGGGAGGAGACGGCUCCAGUGAUGAGUGAUCAGGCCGACUCGGGAUCUUGCUCGUCCUCGCGAUACCGCCUUAGCACCUCCUCCUCGGCUGCCGACGAUCAGAAUCACUACUCGUGGGACAAGGAGCUCUCCUUUGCCAGCGGCGACGAUAGAUGCCUCGACGAGGAUCGCUUCAGCUCCGAGUUCCUGGUGGAUCGCUUGGAGGCCACUUCCAAGAAUGUCUUCAUUGCCCCUCCGGUGGCUUCUGGUGGCCAUUUUCUCGAUGAUUCCUUCUUCUCCCUCGAUCACUACAUCAGAUCUGUCCAGAGCGCCGGUGACAAGCACUUCCCAUCGCCCGAUUGCUCGUCAAAGAUCGGCGAGCUGGAGCUGGAGGAGAAGGAGCAGCCAAAGAAGAUGGUUUCGUCUUCCAUUUGCGGCAAUUGCGAUUGCGGUGUUCUAGCUCACGAGAAGAUCCCAGCGGAGAAGAAAGUGGGAGGGGUGGCGGUGGCCAAGUUCUCGGUGGAUCCAUACCGAGACUACAAGGACUCGAUGCUGGAGAUGAGCGCCGCGAAUGGAUUGGAGAAGAUGAGCGAAUUCCGGGAGCUCCUCCAGCGCUAUCUCUCGCUCAACCCGCCGGAGUUCCAUGCGACGAUCAUGGAGGUGUUCACGGAGCUCUUCUGGCAUAGGCUGGUUUGACGCUUGCUCUAUGAUCUCGAUCGAUCGUCUUCGUGGGUAAUCAAAUUCUACUUCCCGAAGAUCAAGCAGGAGAGAUCCAUUAAAUGGAUCAUUGAUGAAGAAAGUCAGCACUUCACCAACAUCAAUCAAGCAGUGGUUCCUCAGUAACUUCUGAACUGAACUGAAGAACCAGUGGUAAAAGUUCUGGCAAUACUUGCAAGUUACAACAACCCAGCAGCAGUAAAAAGAAGGAUAAAAUAGAGAAGAGGCUCCUUCCAAGUUGCAUCCAACCAUUGUCUGCUCUCAAGUAUAUGUAUGAUUUCUUUCUCUUGUUUUUUCUUGCUCUCACUUGGAUUGGUUGACUCUCCUCUCUAGUGCAAUUGGCACUACAGGAUGAUUCAGAAUUCAGGCCAGCACUGACAAAAGGCUGCUCUCACUUUGACUCCAAACCUGUUUUUCUGAAUUUGCUGCUUGUUGUGUAGUUGUUGGUGUUGGUCUAUUUCAUUUCAGAGAGGGUACCUGGAGAGAGUUUUUUUCAUCACUUUUUAAACAAGAAAGCUGCUGUUCUUGUUGAGAGUGUGGCUUUUUUCUUUAAGAAAUUUUUUAUAUAAGCACCAGUUGAUGCUUGAACAUAUUAAACAUUUUCUGCUGUUCUGCGAGGUUGAA